Molecule: messenger RNA, 6054 nt
Organism: Triplophysa rosa
Lineage: Eukaryota; Metazoa; Chordata; Actinopteri; Cypriniformes; Nemacheilidae
Gene: frem2b
Product: FRAS1 related extracellular matrix 2b
Exons: 6
Coding region: 151-6054 (1967 amino acids)
Biological process (GO): cell communication; homophilic cell-cell adhesion
Cellular component (GO): membrane
Molecular function (GO): calcium ion binding
Source: RefSeq, a predicted model, not a curated record
UGCUCGGGGAAGAAUGGUGCACCUUUGCACGAACGCGAAGGGGAGAUAUUUCACGCGCGCACUUACUUUAUUUUAACUUUUUCUUCAUCUUACAACGGAUUUUUCUCUCAUCGUUCCCAACGUAAGCUCGUCAUUUGGCUCGCAUCACCAAUGGCUCGGAGUACAUCAGAGCGGCGACCGCGCGGAGGUUCUGCGCGUCUUUACGUGCACUUGUUUUCCUUUAUAUUGACUGUGAUAUGUUACGCAUCCGCACAGGGAUACGAGAGGUUGGGACUAACCUAUGGUUUGAGAUCUGAACUCUCAGAAGAUGCUAUUCUUGUCGCAAAUAAUGGAAUACGGGUUCCCUUCGGCAGGUCUGUUUACAUCGAUCCGAUCAAUGACUUAGUUAUUCAAGUUCAGCCCGGCGACAAGUGCACCAUAACGGUUCUGGAUAACGACCCAUUAUCGCAGAGACCAGGACAGCUGUCCCCGAAAAAGUUUCCUUGUCUAUUCGGUCCCAACGAUGUAAAGUACUCGCAUUUCGGAUCCACGAGCCCUUCAAAAGACAGGGUAAGACUUCAGCUGAGGUAUGAUACACAGACGGACACCGUUAUCAUUCCCUUCAUGAUGGAAGUGGAGGUGAUCUUCACCCAGCUUGAGGUUUUAACCAAACACAUGCCUCUAGUGGUAGAAAAACUGCUUGGGAUGAGUAAAUCCAUUGAUAAGAAAAUCCUGGAGUUCACCUAUGAUAGAAAUGCUCACGUGUGUAAAGUGACACCUCUGGUCAGUGGCCGCACUUUGCCAAGAUAUGGAAAGCUGGUUGAUGAUGGUAAGUUAGGGAAACCUGUGGACUGCGAUGAAUUUGUCAGGAUGAACGUACGCUAUCAGCACACUUUUGCACAUCGCUCCCCAAACAGAGAUUAUAUUCCCAUGUAUUUAGAAUUACAAGACAAAGAAGCGAACAUACUAAAGCAAGAGUUUUUCCAAGUUGUGGUGAUGGUAAAGGAGGGCGAGGAGAACACGGCUCCCAAGCCAAGCUUUGUGGCCAUGAUGAUGAUGGAGGUCGAUCAGUUUGUGAUGACGGCCAUAACCCACGACAUGCUGGCGGCUGAGGAUGUCGAAUCUAAUCCUGAUGAUUUAAUCUUUAACAUCACUUCCCCGCUGUCUUUUGAGGAAGGUUACAUUGUCAGCACAGAUGACAGGAAUUUGCCUAUCACGUCUUUUUAUCAGAAGGACCUGAAGGACCUUAAAAUAGCCUACAAGCCUCCUUCUGUGGAUUCGGAUGCUGAGAGGAUUUUCCAAAUCGAGUUUGUGGUUGUAGAUACUGAGGGCGCCGUAUCAGACUCCUUUGCUUUUAUGAUAGUGGUUAAACCUAUGAACACACUAGCACCGCUCGUGACCCUUAAUACGGGGCAACUUCUGUAUGAGGGUCAGUCCAGGCCGCUGUUCAGCUCUGAAAACUUGCAAAUUAGUGAUGAGGACAAUUUAGACCACGUCCAGAUAACAGUUAUCGAUGGGCUUCGCCACGGAGAGCUCACGGUACUCGGUUCGAGGCGCAAAUACUUCACCCCAGCAGAUCUUGAUGUAGGUAGCGUUAUCUACCAACACGAUGGCAGUGAUACAUACAGCGAUAAUAUCAUUUUCAGAAUGACGGAUGGUAAACACGAAGUUGAGUUUUUAUUUCCCAUCACUGUGGUGCCAACCGACGACGAGCCUCCUAUAAUUAAUGCCAACACAGGUUUAAUCCUAUUAAAAAACCAAAUGAAGCCCAUUUCCCCUUUAACGCUUAGCGCGGCAGAUAUAGAUUCGGAGGAUUCAACUAUUACAUUUAUUAUGGCGCCUCCCUACUCUACUAUCGGUGAAGUAAUACUUAGGCAGUCGGAUGCACCCGAGGAUCCGUCCACGUGGAGGUUCAAUGCGGAAGAUGAAAUGUAUGAGAAAGUAGUGACAGAAUGGUUCCAGCAAGACAUCAUGGAUGAGAAGCUGUUUUAUAGACACAUCGGUCCACAUAAUACAAAAGCCAUCAUGGACCAGUUUCAUUUUUACGUGCAAGAUGACAACGACCCCCCAAACCAAUCAGGUGAAAGCUCAUUCUUCAUAAAAGUUCUCCCUGUUGAUGAUAUUCCUCCCGAGCUGUAUCAAGGGACCACCUUGCAAGUGACCGUACAUGAGUAUCACCUCACGUAUUUUCGAAAGAAAUUCUUGCGCUACACAGAUUUAGACUCGGAAGAUAGGGAUUUAAAAUACACCAUUAGCCAGCCACCCACAGACACAGAUGAAAACAGCCCUGGCAUUCUGGGAACCAUCGUAUUGACUGAGAGUCCACACAUAGAGGUCACCGAAUUCACUCAGGCACAGAUAAAUCAUCACAAGAUCGCAUACAAACCUCCCGAUCUAGAGCUUGGAAUAACCCCACACGUGGUGCAGUUUCACUACAAAGUUGAAGACACUGCAGGAAACAGUGCCGAUGGAGUUUUUACCAUAUUUUUACAACCUGUUGACAACAAGCCCCCUCAGAUCACCAACACUGGUUUCACCAUACAGGAGCGAGGUACGCACGUCAUCACGCGCCUCGAGUUGGACACCACGGAUGCAGACACGGACAGCUCGCAGAUACUCUUUACGAUCGCCCAACCUCCUAAGCACGGCCAGAUGAAGUACACGUUCACUGAUAUGACUAAAGGAGAUUCAUUUAACCUGCGAGAUAUAUCCAAUGGUAGAAUAUCAUAUGUUCACAACGGAGAAGAGUCGACUAGCGAUUUCUUCAAACUGGAUGUCAGCGACGGCGUCCACGUUGUCACAAUCACAGUCAGGAUUAACGUAAAACCGAUUGAUGAUGAAGCUCCUACUAUAAAUCUUCCAGAGGGGACUAUUGGUUCUCACAUUGAUGUUUUGGAGAACGGAGCAACUGAGAUCACCACCAACGUUAUUCGGGGUCGAGAUGAGGACACCGAUGACCUCAGACUGACCUUUAUAGUGGAUGAUCCCCCAGUGUUUGGUGAGAUAUUAGUGAAUGGUGUGCCAUCCAAUAGAUUCACUCAAGCAGACAUCAUUAGUGGUCUGGUGGUCUAUGCACACAUGAGCGGAGAAAUUGGCUUUACAACAAAACACGACUUCUUUAAUCUUACUCUCACUGAUAUGUCUGAUGAAUGGACUGUGGGGGGUAAUAAAAUCAAAGGGGUGCAAGUGCAGGUCACCAUUUUGCCAUUGGACAGUCAGGCCCCUGAGGUCUUUAUCGGCCCCCCGUUUCAUGUCGUGGAGGGGGAGAAGAACGUUAUUGAAAUUUUGCACAUAAGCGCUAAUGAUAUAGACACACCUAACGAUGACCUUCUUUGCACUAUUAUCGUACAGCCCACCUCUGGGUACGUUGAGAACAUCUCUCCAGCUCCAGGCUCUGAGAAAUCCAGAUCAGGUAUUGCCAUUAGCGCUUUCACCAUCAAAGACAUUAAAGAAAAUCACAUUUAUUAUGUACAAAGCAUCCACAAAGGUGUUGAGCCCAUCGAGGACAGGUUUACUUUUAGAUGUUCGGAUGGGAUUAACUUCUCAGUGAGGCACUUUUUCCCGAUUGUGAUCAUACCAGCCAAUGAUGAAAAGCCUGAGAUUCAUAUGAGAGAGUUCGUGGUGAUGGAAGGCAGGAGCAUAGUGAUUGACACCCCGAUAUUAAACGGAGCCGACGUUGAUUUUCCGGCGGAUGAACUCAAGUUUAUUAUUUCAAAGCCUCCUAAACACGGAUAUAUUUUCAAUCAGCUCUCCACAGGCACCGUUCCUGUGACAAACUUCACCCUGGAUCAGAUACGAGAGGCUUCGAGUAUUGUGUACGAGCACGACGAUUCGGAAACCACGGAGGACAGUUUUGAAGUUCUGCUCACCGAUGGGAAAUUCACAGUGCAGAAAACCGUCAUGAUCAUGUUGAUUUUAGUUGACGAUGAAACUCCAAGAAUGGCAAUUAAUGAUGGCCUUGAAAUAGAAAUAGGGGAUGUCAAAAUAAUCAAUAACAAAGUUUUAAAAGCAACCGAUCUGGAUACAGAAGACAGCACUUUAACCUAUAUCAUACGUUAUGGUCCCAACCAAGGUAUUUUACAGAAGAGAACUUCAUCCGGACUGCUAGUCAACAUAACCGUUGGUAUGAACUUCACGCAAAAUGAGAUUGACCAAGACUUGAUCAUGUACAUUCACAACGGACAAGAGGGAGUCCGUGACCUUAUCAAAUUUGAUGUUACUGAUGGCAUUAACCCUUUAAUCGACAGGUACUUCUAUGUAACUGUAGGUGGAAUAGAUAUGGUAUUUCCCGACGUGAUCAGUAAAGGAGUUUCUCUUAAAGAAGGUGGACGGGUGACCCUGACCACAGAUCUCCUCAGCACCAGCGAUCACAACAGUCCCGAUGAGCACUUGGUGUUUACUAUAACUCGUGCCCCUGUGAGAGGUCACCUCGAGUGCACUGACACACCUGGUAUGCCCAUUACUUCAUUUGCUCAACUUCAACUAGCUGGUAGUAAAAUUUACUACAUCCACACCUCUGAUGACGAAGUCAAGAUGGACAGCUUUGAGUUCGAGGUGACGGACGGUUACAACCCUGUGUUCCGCACCUUUCGUAUUUCUAUCACCGACGUGGACAACAAAAAGCCUGUGGUCACCAUUCACGGGCUGGUCAUCAGUGAAGGUGAAAAGAAGCUAAUCACCCCUUUUGAGCUCACGGUGGAGGACCGUGAUACCGUCGACCAGCUUUUGAAGUUUACCAUCACCCAGGUGCCCAUCCGUGGCAAGUUGCUGUUUAACAACACCAGACCUGUCACUUCCUUCACCAAGCAGGACCUGAAUGAAAACAUGAUCAGCUACAAGCAUGACGGGACGGAGUCUGCCUCCGACAGCUUUUCAUUUAUAGUGACUGAUGGAACUCACACAGACUUUUAUGUAUUUCCCGACACGAUUUAUGCAACUCGUAAGCCCCAGAUGAUGAAAAUCACAAUUCUUUCAGUGGACAAUGGGGUUCCACAGGUGGUGACCAACAAGGGUGGUACGACGUUAAGAAUUCUCUCCACUGGGCACUUAGGAUUCCUGAUUACAAGUAAAACUUUAAAGGCAGAGGACAGAGACAGUCUUCAAAGAGCAGUGACUUUUAAAGUGACCGUGGGUGCAGCGCAUGGCUACCUUAUUGAUUUGGGCAAAGGCAAUGCCACUAUCACCACAUUUACCCAAGCUGACAUCGAUGACAUGCACAUAUGCUACGUGCUUCGAGACGGAGACAAUGCCACAAGCGACAUUUUCUACUUUUCCAUUGAAGACAACGGUGGCAACAAGCUAAAAAACCAACAGUUCAGACUAAACUGGGCUUGGAUUUCUCUGGAGAUGGAGUAUUAUCAGGUGGAUGAAGAAUCGACGUUUCUGGAGGUGACUUUAAGAAGAAGAGGCUACCUCGGCGAGACAUCGUUUGUUAGUAUCGGGACCAAAGAUGGCACUGCUGAAAAGGACAAAGAUUUCAGAGGAAAGGCCCAGAAACAGGUCCAGUUUAACCCGGGUCAGACCACCGCCACCUGGAAGGUGCGCAUCUUGUCGGACAGCCUGUACGAGCAGUCCGAGGCCUUCCAGAUAGUUCUGUCAGAGCCUGUCAUGGGUGCGCUGGAGUUUCCAGAGGCAGCGACCGUGGAAAUUGUCGACCCUGAGGACGAAUCCACAGUGUUCGUCCCUUCAGCGGUGUACUCGGUUGGGGAAGAUAUCGGAGAACUUCUGAUUCCUGUGCGAAGGUCUGGAGAUGUCAACCAGGAGCUCAUGGUGAUCUGCUUUACACAACAAGGUACGGCUAAGGGCACGGUCCCCACCACUGUGUUGUCCUAUUCUGACUACAUUUCCCGACCGGAGGAACACCACAGCGUGCUGCGCUUCGAUAAAGGCGAGACAGAGAAGCCCUGCCGUGUGGCCAUCAUCGAUGACUCGCUCUAUGAGCCAGAGGAAAGCUUUAAUGUCACCCUCAGCAUGCCCAUGGGCGGCCGACUGGGACAGGAGUUUUUCACCACAAGAGUCAACAUACUGCCCGAUGCAGACGAUGGUGAGAAGCUUCCGUUGUGUGUCAGACUAUAA